Messenger RNA from Nasonia vitripennis (jewel wasp), 1551 nucleotides. RefSeq names its product U5 small nuclear ribonucleoprotein 40 kDa protein. The record is from RefSeq and is a predicted model, not a curated record. Gene Ontology annotation, cellular component: catalytic step 2 spliceosome. The coding region runs from base 376 to 1428 and encodes 350 amino acids. NCBI's taxonomy places the organism in Eukaryota, Metazoa, Arthropoda, Insecta, Hymenoptera, Pteromalidae. Gene Ontology annotation, molecular function: protein binding; RNA binding. The transcript has 6 exons.
UUUCUGUGAUUAUUUCUGAUAUGUAUCAUGGAACCAUCCAUAUGGAUAAGUAUCAUUUAUUAAAAAUAUGAGUUAACUAAAUAUUAAAAUAAUAAAAAGUUUACUAUUUUCAGCACUUGUUUGAAAUUCACGCUAUGAAAUUUUUGCACCUAAAGUCCCUAUGUUUCUUAAUUAGUUGCUGAGAAGUCCCCGUCGCGGUGUAUGUACACGCAGUAUAGUUACGAUAAGUGGACGGACGCUGUGCUUGCUUGAUUAGUUGUUGGUUUGCGAGGUAUCAAUGAGUGAGAACUAAUAAGAACAGCCAGUUUACGCGUGUGUUUACGAAGUGGAACACCGAUUCUGAUUUGAUUCGUUUGUUGACAAAUAAUCAUCAAAAUGCCUAUUUUGGAUAAGAGAAAAGGCGACGACAUUCUGUCGCUCGUCCCAGCAUCGAAGAAAACCAAAAAUGAAGUCGUAUUUAGCAGCAGAGAAAAAGCUGUGGUGCAAAGUGGCCCACCAAGAACAUCCUCGCUUAUGUCUCCGAUCAUGUUGCUGGAGGGACAUGGGGGGGAUAUUUUUUCACUGGAGUUUCAUCCAGAAGGACAAUAUCUUGCAUCCACAGGUUUUGAUCGACAAAUUUUUAUUUGGAAUGUCUAUGGAGAGUGUGAAAAUAUUUCUGUUAUGACUGGCCACAGUGGAGCUAUUAUGGAGCUGCAUUUCAGUCCAGAUGGAAGUACUUUGUAUACUGCAAGCACAGAUAUGACUCUAGGCUUGUGGGAUUUAAUUGCUGGAACAAGGAUAAAAAAGCUAAAGGGGCAUACCUCUUUUGUCAACUCUGUUAACGGAGCUAGGAGAGGUUUAACUCAGCUAUGCUCUGGCAGUGACGACAGCACAAUUCGAAUUUGGGAUCCCAGGAAGAAGGGCCAAUGUUUUUCUCUAAAUAACACUUACCAGGUAACUGCAGUAACAUUUAAUGAUACAGCUGAGCAAGUAAUAAGUGGAGGGAUUGACAAUGACAUAAAAGUGUGGGAUUUACGAAAAAACGCUAUUUUGUACAAAAUGAAAGGUCAUACUGAUUCAGUCACAGGAUUGAGUCUCAGUCCGGAUGGCUCCUAUAUAUUGUCAAAUUCUAUGGAUAACAGUUUGAGGAUAUGGGAUAUUAGACCAUUUGCACCUUACGAAAGAUGUGUAAAAGUUUUGUCUGGUCACCAACAUACUUUUGAGCAAAAUUUGCUAAGAUGCGCUUGGUCUGCUGAUGGUAGCUUAGUCUCAGCAGGUUCAUCAGAUAGAUUCCAUUAUAUAUGGGACACAACAAGCAGACGAAUUUUGUAUAAAUUGCCUGGACACAAUGGAUCUGUUAAUGAUGUUGAUUUUCAUCCAAAGGAACCAAUUGUGUGCUCUGGUUCAAGUGACAAACAAAUCUACAUGGGUGAAAUAGAUGCUCAAUAAAUACUAUUACUUUCUUUUUUAAGAUGUCUGACUGCGAUGUAAAAUAGCUAUAUUAUAUACCAAGCAUCAUUAAAUUUAUUGUAUGUACAUUAAGAGGAAUAAUAAAAAUAAAGUAAAUCGAUA